AUGCAUCCUCCGACGUUCUCAGGGGGACAUGACCCGACGAUAGUAGGGGACUGGGUCGAGAAGAUUGAGAGGAUCUUGGAGGUCCUACAUUGCACAAACAAGCAGAGAGUUCUUUAUGCUACCUUCCAGUUAUCUAGGGAGGCAGGGCAAUGGUGGACUACCGUGAGUCUGCUGGAAAAGCAGAGGGCUGGUCCUAUAAAGAUGUCUUGGAGCUGUUUUAAGGAAGUGUUCUUUAACGCUAAGGCAGAUGAUUUUUCUACGUUGACUCAGGGGAGUAUGAUGGUACAGGGGUAUGCUACUCAGUAUAUAGAGCUAUCCUGGUUUGCACUGUGUUUGAUAUCGAACGAGUACGAGAAAACUCGAAGGUUUAAGAAGGGUCUGAGGAAGGACAUCUGCAGAUUAGCGGGGAUCGUGGAAGAAGAGGAACAGGGGCUCAGGUUACCGAUAGAAUACCGAGCAUCAGGGUUCUCAGAUGAGCUAGGUGGGUGA
Molecule: messenger RNA, 489 nt
Organism: Malania oleifera
Lineage: Eukaryota; Viridiplantae; Streptophyta; Magnoliopsida; Santalales; Ximeniaceae
Exons: 2
Coding region: 1-489 (162 amino acids)
Source: RefSeq, a predicted model, not a curated record